AUGGCUGCCGCUAUCAAAGCUGUCAAUGCGAAGAUUCGCUCCAACAAGGUUUUGGACUAUGUCUUCUCUACACAUUUCUGGGGCCCUGCGUCGAACUUCGGUAUCCCUAUUGCGGCUGUAAUGGACAUCCAAAAGGACCCUGAAAUUAUCUCCGGAUCCAUGACUGGUGCUUUGAUUGUCUACUCGGCUACCUUCAUGCGUUACUCGAUGGCUGUUACACCCAAGAACUACCUCCUCUUUGCUUGCCAUGCUAUCAACUUUGGUUCUCAGGUUACACAAGGAUAUCGGUAUAUGAAUUACUGGAACUGGGGAGGUCGUGAGAAGGCCCUUGCAGAAAAGGCGGCGGCACAAGGAACGGCGACUGCUGCUCAAUAG
Molecule: messenger RNA, 375 nt
Organism: Talaromyces atroroseus
Lineage: Eukaryota; Fungi; Ascomycota; Eurotiomycetes; Eurotiales; Trichocomaceae
Product: Mitochondrial pyruvate carrier 1
Exons: 4
Coding region: 1-375 (124 amino acids)
Biological process (GO): pyruvate import into mitochondria
Cellular component (GO): mitochondrial inner membrane
Source: RefSeq, a predicted model, not a curated record